This is a messenger RNA of Carassius carassius (crucian carp), 2116 nucleotides long. RefSeq names its product 7SK snRNA methylphosphate capping enzyme-like. Gene Ontology annotation, molecular function: O-methyltransferase activity; S-adenosylmethionine-dependent methyltransferase activity; snRNA binding. Gene Ontology annotation, biological process: snRNA modification. The transcript has 4 exons. Bases 17 to 1816 code for a protein of 599 amino acids. The record is from RefSeq and is a predicted model, not a curated record. NCBI's taxonomy places the organism in Eukaryota, Metazoa, Chordata, Actinopteri, Cypriniformes, Cyprinidae.
UAUUAGCGUCUGAUGGAUGUGUGCCGUGAUGUCUGUUCAGAGUGAGCUUCCAGCCGCUGACGGGGUGAGUUUGCACACCCGUCUUCGGCCCAUCGACAUCCAGGAUGAGGUCCGUGCUAGCAUGGUGCUGUCCGAACUAGCCGCCAAUCAUGACAGCCUUCAGGAUGAGCCGAUCAGAAUCGGCCUGCAGUCGCGAGUCGAGACACAGACGCAGAGACUGAGCAAUCGGCGCUACACUGUGAGCGUAGGCUUCAAACACCCGAGUCUCGCUAAACGCAGACGCCGUGCAAACUCUGAAUGUGACCCGGUUCUGCCCUCCAACUUCCUGAUGGGCGGGAACAUUUUUGACCCACUGAAUCUCAACAGCCUGUUGGACGAGGAGGUCAGUAAGGUGCUCAACGCCCAGACGCCCAAAUCCUCGCCCCUUCCCAGGAAAAGCAGAGACCCAGUGGAGAUCCUGAUUCCCAAAGACAUCACCGAUCCUCUGAAUCUGAGCGGACGCGGCGGAGACGGAGCUGCGGGUGUGUUAGUGUCGCCUCUGAAGAUCCGGCGAAGACAUCGCAACCGACACCAUCCUGCAGCGAACGCUGAGCCAUCUGACAGUGAGAGGUCAAAGGUCAUCGACGGGUCGGGCGUGGCUGUUAGUUCAGACAAGCCUGUAAAGGAGGCACCGUGUUCUUACGAACUCAACACGUCAAUCAACUGCCGUGAUGAACUGGUGCCGCUCAUUCUCCCGCGGCGACGGUCACACCCUUCAUCGUUAAGCUCCGCCCCCCAGACGCAGCCAUCCAAACACAGGAAGCGCAGACAAACCAACAGCCAUUCGGACCGCCUGUCCAUCACUCCGACUAAGCAGACGGUCGCACACAGCCAGGCCUUCCACACUCCUGUUGUGGGCGGAGUCAGAGGAGCUCCGCCUCCGGGGGCGGGGAAAACCCUGCACAAGACACCCCGCACAUUCCAGUAUGGAAGCUACAGCCGUUACUAUGGUUACCGCACGCCGUCACCGAGUGCAGACCCUCGCCUGGCCGUGUUCAGACCCGAGUGGUUCUGUGGGAAGAAGGUCCUGGAUGUGGGCUGCAGCACUGGUCAUGUGACCCUCGCCAUUGCUGGACACUGGAGCCCCGAGCGUGUGCUGGGCGUCGACAUCGAUGGAGCGCUGGUGCGCCUCGCCCGGCAGAACCUGCGCUACUUCCUGUCCGAGAUGACGGGGUCGAGUGGUGGGCUGCCGGGGGAGCGGUCAGAGGUCAGAGGUCAGAUGGGGUUGGCGCCUCUGAUGGGCCUGGAGCUGGAGUGCGGUCAGGAGGCGUUACGCAGGUUUCCUGUGUCUUUCACACGCUUCCGUGGACCUAUCGCUGCUCCUCCCAUAAUGCCUCACACCCCCGGCCUGUUCCCCAGCAACAUCUACUUCCUGAAGGGUGACUAUGUUCCGGACAGUGACGAGGCUGUGAUGUCUCAGUGUGCCGAGUAUGAUGUAAUUCUGUGUCUGAAUUUGACAAAGUGGGUUCAUCUGAACUACGGUGACGCUGGAAUCCAGAGACUGUUUCAGCGCAUCUACAGACACCUGUUACCUGGAGGAGUACUGAUCCUCGAACCCCAGCCCUGGAGCUCCUACAGCCGGCGGAAGAGACUCACGGAGGUGACGUACAGGAACUACAGGAGCAUCAGACUGAAGCCGGAUCAGUUCAGCUCUUUCCUGAUGGAUGAGGUGGGCUUCAGCAGCUACGAGCUGAUCGGGACGCCUCACAGCAGCUCUAACGGACUUCAGAGGUCGAUUUACCUGUUCCAUAAAGGCCCCGCCUCCAACAGGAAGUGAGUCUCAGAAAGCGUUGGAAUCCUCAUAUGAUCUUCUGAUUUGAACACAAACACAUGUGGUUUUGUAGCGUUAAGCUUCUAAGGUUUAUUUCUUCCUGUGCCCUGCGGAGGCUGGGCUGGACUACUUCCUGUUUGCUCAGUCUUAACGGUCUGAACAUCAGAGUUUGCUGCAGCAGACUGCUUGACCUCUGACCUCAGGCGGGUCAUUAUUGUUGUACUGGUGUGUGAUGCUGACUGAGCUUCAUAUCUGAUGUGUCUGGUCUGAGUGUGAAUAAAUCUGAUGUGUUUCUCAUCUCUGAAA